CCCCGCCCCAUCGGGGCCGUAUUGGCCUCGGGGAGCUGCUGGCACCACACCGCAUCGCUGUCCCCUCCGCCCCGCCGGGCGGCACAUCGCGUCCCCGCUUGUCCCGAAGCACCUCCUCAUCGUCCCCUCCACCCCUAUCGGAACACUGGAUGUCCCAGCGUGGGAGCGGACACUGAGCGAGAGCUCUGCUUUUCCAUUGCCCCACCCGCGUUUCCGCUGUCCCCGCUGUUCCCGCUUCCCCUCCGCCCAGCCCCGUCGCUCCACCCGCUCCUUCCCCGCUCUUUGUCCCUCGAGUCCCCUCUGUACCCUCCGCCUCCCGCUGCCUCCAUCACCCCAUCGAGUACCCAGUCCCACACCGGGAUCCCGAUGUCCUCGCGGCGCUUUACUGUCCGCGGAGGUCCCCUCAGUCCACUGGGGCUCUCUCCAUCCCCACCGCAGAUCUCGUUAUCCCACGUUAUCCCAUUACCGGCGGCUCUACCCCUCGGGGGUCACCACCACCAUUCCGCUCCCUCGCGGCCCCCAGGGGUCCCCCGACUCGCAGGCACUUGCAUACUAGAGGAGGGGGACACCCGUGGCGGGUGCGGCUGUCACCAUGGCAACUGCACCACGGAGCUGCGAGCGUCACCCGCUCAGCACCGGGAGCUCAGCACGGGGUGCACAGCCCAAAAUCACCACGGUCCGUCUUGGGACGAACCCGACGGCUCAACGCCGUGCACAUCCCGACGUACAGCCCAACACCGGCGCGCUCAUCGUGCCGGAGCCUCCACACCCAGCCCUGUCACCCGUCCCGCCCCAUCCAGCCCGUCCCGUCGGGGCGGUGCGCACCGCUCUCCCAUCUCUCUCUCCCUCUCUUUCUUUCGGCUAUCGAUUGCUCUGGUCUGAGCGCCCCGCCCGCUCGGGGCUCGGCUGGCUCUGCCUGCCCGCCUCCACGUGGCCCCGCGCCAUGGCGGCACCGCAGCGCUCCGGCGGCGCGGCCCUUCUGCCCUCCGCCAGCAGCGCAGGUCGAGCCCCACGUCGCACUGCCCGCCAGGUUCCCGAGGAGCUGCUGAAUAAUGCAGAGCUGCGGGAGGCAGUGGGGGCUCUGCCUUCCAACUACAACUUUGAGAUCCCCAAAACCAUCUGGAGGAUCCGGCAGGCAGGAGCCAAAAAAGUGGCCCUGCAGAUGCCGGAGGGGCUGCUCAUGUUUGCCUGCACCAUUGCAGAUAUCAUUGAGCGGUUUACAGAUGCUGAGGCGGUGGUGAUGGGCGACGUGACGUACGGCGCGUGCUGCGUGGAUGACUACACGGCGCGGGCUCUGGGUGCUGACUUCUUGGUGCACUAUGGACACAGCUGCCUGAUCCCCAUCGAUGCCACACGUGGUCUGAAGAUGCUCUACGUCUUCGUGGACAUCAAGAUUGACACAUCCCAUUUCCUCGACACCAUCCGCUUCAACUUUGCCGCAGGCUCUUCCCUGGCCCUGGUCAGCACCAUCCAGUUUGUGGCGGCAGUGCAGGCGGCCUCACAGGAGCUGCAGUCACAGUACAAGGUGUGUGUGCCCCAGUGCAAGCCUCUGUCCCCUGGUGAGAUAUUGGGCUGCACAUCACCCCGGCUCGCACGGGACACUGAUGCCAUUGUCUAUUUGGGGGACGGCCGCUUCCACCUGGAGUCCAUCAUGAUCUCCAACCCUGGGAUACCCGCCUACAGGUAUGAUCCCUACAGCAAGGUCUUCUCGCAGGAGCAUUAUGCCCAUGACCGCAUGCAGGAAGCCCGGCAGGCUGCCAUCCGCUCCGCCACCCAUGCCCAGUGCUGGGGGCUGCUGCUGGGCACCCUGGGGCGACAGGGAUCCCCUGCCAUCCUACAGCACCUGGAGUCACGGCUGCGUGCCCUGGGCCGGCCCUUCGUGCGGGUGCUGCUGUCUGAGAUCUUCCCCAGCAAGCUGCAGCUCUUCGACAGCGUGGAUGUGUGGGUGCAGAUCGCCUGUCCCCGGCUCUCCAUCGACUGGGGGGAAGCCUUCAGCAAACCACUGCUGACACCCUAUGAGGCAGCGGUGGCUCUUGGGGACAUCGAGUGGCAACAGCCGUACCCCAUGGACUUCUACGCCAGUCAAUCCCUGGGACCGUGGACGGCCAAUCACUCAGCACGGCCAGCCCAGGAGAAGCCACCCGCAACCCCCAGCCUGAAGAAUGGCACUCAGGGGUCCCGCAGCGCCCACCCGCCUGAAGACACGGCCACCUCCUGAACAGGGUCCCCGUGGCCCCGCUGCCAUUUGCGGGGACUUGGCAUGGGUACAGCUGCCCCAGGACAGGAGAAUGAUGCAGCUGUGCCUGAUGGACUUUCAGAAUCCCUUCAGAAGUAUGAUCUCAGAGGAAGCAGCUCCAGAGCACACAGUGCUUGCAGUUCUUAUAUCCAAAAAGGUUUGUGUGUUUAAUAUCCCCUACCAAAUAAAUGAAGCCAACCUUUCAGCAGACCUGGGCCUAGAGAAGACAUUUCCUGGCAGUGCCAGGGUUGGUGUUUGCCUCGUGCAUUAAAUUUCUUUGCUGGCUCAGCUUGUGUGAAUUGAGAGAUCUGUUGUAUCUUCUGCUGUGCAAAGAGCCUUCACAAACGAGAAAAACUCAAGCGUUGCUAGGCUUUUGUCUGAUACUUUCCAGAAGCACACAGAAAUCUGUGAUGCUGGCGUUGUUGCUCUGAUGGUAGGCAUCCUGCUUGGCUGCCAUGUGGCUUCAGUGCUGGGGUACACCGGCCUCUGGUCUGUACCCAGAGGGACUUCAGCUCACAGCACGGUCUGUGAUCCCCUUUUUCUUCAGUGAUGAAGUGCAGUGUAGAUUCUAAACGUGGUGGUUUGUUCUUGUCAGACAGGGCUGUUCUCCUGUAUUGCUGCACUGAGGUCUCACAGGUGGGACUGAGCAGAGGAUGGUGCUGGGCAAUCCUGUCACGAGCACCAGGAGGAGAGAGCACUGCUGUGAUACGGGAUGGGAUAGGAAGGUCCUACCCGAGUCUGUGGGCUCCUCAUGCUUCCCCAGGCUGGAUCUGAGCCCCAGGCAACCACGGGGAGUGGAUCAGUAGAUGGAAGCACUCUCAGCAUUCACUGAGCCGUGAACACGCCUGGGAACCGCCGCAGGUCAAAACUAACCGAGCAGCUUUAAUUCGUGUGAGUUUUGCUCUCUGGUUUGUUGCUGGUUAUGUGGCAGCAGCAUGAUGGAGGCAGCAAUGAGAGCAUGAGGCUGCUUUCCCCUGCGGGGCAGAUUUGCAUUGAUGUUGCCCUUGGGUAACUGAAGGGUGUGGGGGAUCUGGGGGCUCCAGCAUCACAGUGCUGCUUGGCUGCCUGCUGGGCUGAUGCAGAGCUGUGGGGUGUCUGUCACCCCUUGGUCUCUGCAUUGACGAUGCCAGGCCUUGGUCUGGGGAACAAAGACGCAGCUUUUGGCCUGCAGGGAGGUGGGAAAGGAGCACACGGGGAGACGCAGAGAUGCUGCUGUGCAUCUACACACCUGUUGCCCUGCCAAGCAGCAGGAGGUGGGUGGAUGCAGCCAAAACAGCGAGGCUGAACCUCGCUGAUGACAAAGCAGCAGGGCCUUUGUCUCGCUGCUUUCCCACCUGAGCCUCCAGGCGCUGUGAAAAGACAGCAGGCAGCUCGGCCGGCCCGCCGUUAGCUGUUUAAUUAUUGCCGAGCUUGCAGCUCGCCGUGGCGGUUCGCCGGCGCAGCCCAUCACCGCGGGACGGCGCGGAUGAGGCACUGCAGUGAUGUCUGCUCGCCGCGGUCCAGCCUGCACUGCGGUCCCGCAGCCGCUUCCCCCGCCCCCGUGUCCCGCAGCAGCACCGGCCGGAGGCACCGCAGCGGCUCGCUGGCGUUGGAAACAGGGAUGGACCUGUGUGUGCGUGGUGAGUGAGCGGAAUGGGACCCUGCUGCUUCCCAUACAGCUCCUUUGGGGAGAAUGGAGGGGAGGGAGGGGGGUUGAUGGGUGGAUGGGCUUGAAUUCUGGGGGCUUUUUGAUACUCCAGCACCUGCAUCUCGUUCCCAGGGAGUUCAAUAAAAAAAAAAAAAAA
Molecule: messenger RNA, 4020 nt
Organism: Phasianus colchicus (ring-necked pheasant)
Lineage: Eukaryota; Metazoa; Chordata; Aves; Galliformes; Phasianidae
Gene: DPH1
Product: diphthamide biosynthesis 1
Biological process (GO): protein histidyl modification to diphthamide
Molecular function (GO): 2-(3-amino-3-carboxypropyl)histidine synthase activity
Source: RefSeq, a predicted model, not a curated record